AUGGUUGGAAUCUCAGCAAUUUUGACCAGUUUGAGCGCUGCAGCCACAUCCUGGUGGGACGGGGGAAGUCCUUUUGCCGCCUACACGGCCUUAUGGCCAACGGAUGGAGAAGGCAAAUAUAUCAUUGAGGCCGAAGGAAUUCGAAUGGCCUUCACAGCCCAUAAUGGUGGAGCACCGACAAAUCUGUGGAUCAAUGACACAAACGGCAAUGAAGUGGACAUUAUGCUUGGACUUGAUAAAGCAGAAGAAUAUGUUAAUUAUACCGGCAUUCUAGGCGGUACACUUGGCCGUGUGACUGGUCCUAUCAGUGGAGCGAGUUUUCAGAUAAAUAACAAGACAUACUACACCUUGCCCAAUAGUCCAGAUGGCAAAUCGACCGUGGAUGGGGGCGACAUGGGGUGGUCAAGAAGACCUUUGGAUCUGGUGUCACACACGCAAAACAGUAUACUAUUCGUCAAAUUCGACCGAGCGGGCAAACAUGGGCUCCCCGGUACAGCCGCCUCCAGCAUUGCCCACGCCGUCUACCCUAACGAAUGGCGCAUUGCGUACGGAGUUACGCCGUCUCGGACUAGCGAUCCGAUACCGAUCAAUUUGAGUCUUAUGACUUUUUGGAAUUUAGACGGAUUUGUUUCUGGGUCUUCUGGGACGGUCAGGGAACAUGUAUUGCACAUGCCAUUUUCGGGAUUUCGUCUGGAGGAAGACGAACAUGGCAUUCCGACUGGGGACAUCAAAAGCAAUGUCAAGGAUUCCCGCCAUGACUUUUGGUCUCAGCCCAAAGCCAUCUCGGAGGCUUUGGACAAGAAGCAAGAACAGGAUCAUGAAUACGAUAUACUUCAUUUGAUCAAUCGUCAAGAACCAUUCGACAAGGAUACUAGCCCAGUAGCGACGCUUUCAUCUCCCCUGAGUGGAAUCAUCAUGGACUUGUACACAGAUCGUGCAGCGGUCCGACUCCGGACGACUGGCCAGAUGCACUUAAUCAUCCAGAAUGGCAGCGUCAAAAUCAUGUAUUGUUCGGGCCAGAACGAUUGA
Diaporthe amygdali is the source of this 1029-nucleotide messenger RNA. Its product is annotated as aldose epimerase family protein. Bases 1 to 1029 code for a protein of 342 amino acids. Gene Ontology annotation, biological process: glucose metabolic process; beta-D-galactose catabolic process via UDP-galactose, Leloir pathway. The record is from RefSeq and is a predicted model, not a curated record. NCBI's taxonomy places the organism in Eukaryota, Fungi, Ascomycota, Sordariomycetes, Diaporthales, Diaporthaceae. Gene Ontology annotation, molecular function: aldose 1-epimerase activity; carbohydrate binding. The transcript has 3 exons.